UUUAAAGGGGUACGGAUACGUGUGUUCUAGUUGCAAGGGGCUGGAUGCAAUAUUGACGUAUUAAAUCACACGCUGUUGCACGGGUUUGCAUUGCUUACAUUCUUGUCGCUGCUCUCAAGGGGUCGUCAAAUUGUCGUAUCUCCUCACGCUUGAAUCGGAAAUUAGUUGCCUGCCACCGAGAGCCGGUCAUAGAAAAGGCUGUGUACAGCAGUUUGGCUGAUCUGCCUAUAGUAUAACAUAUUGGUGUCCACUGUAAUGUACUCGUGUAUAUAGGUUGUUGUGAACGCCAUGGUGUAAUCACCGUCAAAACAGCGCUCGUUCGUUACAAAUUCAUGUACUUUGGCCGUGGAAAUUCAGCGGCUAGUUGCUAGCGUACAAUGAACGAGUGUCCGAAUACAUCGAAAACAGAAGAAGCCAGACACACGAGUCCUAUAACGAGCAGAAGUGAGUCGGAUGAACUGAGCGAUUGCAGCAGCGAACAAGACAGCAGGCUAUCCGUCACUGUUGAACAUAGUGGAGAUACCAGCUCGGAGCAGAAUGUAGAGAACGAUGACGAUCGCCAAGUGACAGAGAAAAAAGGGGACGGGGAAAGCGAGAAAAAGAAACACCGUCAGUCUCCGUCGCACAAAAAGCAGAAGGCAAGCGUCUUGAAUCAAAAUAAGCCUCGAAAUAAUAACUAUAUUCCUCGCAGUCGUUAUCAAGCUCAGCCAAACCACUAUCCAAGAUAUCAACAGCCUUGGCCUAUUAACUAUGGUUAUCAGACUGCGAACUAUUACCCAGCCUACCAACAGCCAAGCUAUAUGAGCCCUCCGGCAGUGAAUGGCGGUAUGAACGGCGCCCGAAGGUCAAGUAGCGACAGCUCGACAGGUUCAACAGAGAAACUCAGUAAAACUAAUUUGUAUAUACGAGGAUUAAAAGCGUCCACGACAGAUGAGGAUUUGGUCAUGUUAUGUAAAGAUUAUGGAACAAUAAUAUCUACUAAAGCAAUAUUACACAAAGACUCAAACCUGUGCUACGGGUUUGUGGACUUUGAACAUCCACAUUCUGCACAAACAGCAGUCGCUGCGUUAACGGCCAAAGGAAUUCAAGCACAGAUGGCUAAGCAACAAGAACAAGAUCCUACUAAUUUAUAUUUUCAAAAUCUUCCUUAUCAUUUUGAUGAAACUAUUCUCGAGAAAAUGCUUUCACCUUACGGAACAGUAAUAUCGACUAGAAUACUUAGAGAUACAAAUUCCUAUAGCAAAGGAGUUGGUUUUGCAAGAAUGGAAACUAAAGAAAUAUGUGAAAAAAUUAUUAUGAAGCAUAAUGGAACCUAUUUAAAAGGCUCACAAGAUGCCUUACUUGUAAAAUUCGCCGACGGUGGCCCAAAGAAAGCCAAGCAGUCUCCAGAUAGAGGCUGGCGUGGACCAUUAAAGGAGCCGCCAAAGAUGACAUAUGACAUUCAAACUAUGAAUGGGCGAAUCAAUAUGGCGGUGCCAACAUCUGUCCCAACUACCCAUUCAUCUUUAGCAGCGGGUAGCUUUCCUCAAGGCUCGACAACUGGCUUGCAAGCAACCUAUCAGCAGUAUGCUGCUUGGCAAGGCGGUUGCAUUACCAGUCCGGCGUACCUUCCUCUUCAAACACCUGUACAGAGUCAACUUCCGCUCAGCCCAACAGGAAGUGUUGAACAAGGAAUGCACCCAAAUAGCGUACAACAAAUGACUAACCAGCUUCAUCACAUGCAUGUGUCAGGAAAUCCGUUUAUCGCUGGUACAUUGUCAACUGGAUAUCCAUCUCAACAAGCAUGGCACCAUAUGUUGCAGAAUGCACAGUCACACCAUUUGGUUCAAGUACCAUUAGAGGAACUUGCCUUGAGUAGUGAUGGUAAUGAGUCUGCAGUACACGGGCAGACGGUUCAGGCUGUUUCACCUGGACAAUCUCCAAUCCAUGUGCAAGCGACAAAUCUCGCACAAUUAGAUGCUGUAGUAAUGGAUGAAUCACGAGCUGCCAGUUAUCCGACUGUUGUCGCGUAUCAAAGAUCAUGAAAAAGAAAUGGAUGUGGCCAUCGAUUUAUGUCAAUGGAAUAUCUGGUUGGUUGCAUGAAUGAUAAUUGAUUUGAUGUCUCGAAAAAGAAGCCAUGCCUCACAAUCUGUUUGAGAGUAAGAUUGAUGUUCCACCAUGAACCAUGGUAUCAUUGUGGCAUUUGUAAUUGGAGAGCGCAGUUUGAAUAAAGGAAGUAUCUGUGUUCCUGCUGUGCAGGAAGGGGAUUGUAGGUAAUUUAUUUUAGUUCAUAGGUUCAAACUGUCCUCUGCGAAAAGAGAAGCUUUUUGUCUUUUUCAGUGGGUUUACAUGUUGGUAGAAAUUAUUAAUUUGUUUUAGUGGAUGCACCACCGGAGAAUGUAUUUUUUCCCGAAGAACUUAUUUCGCCCAUAAAAUGGGGUCAAACGCCUUUUUUGACGAUAAAUAUUUCCGAUGUGGGAGUCAAUGGAAACUUAACGAAUUUGCCUAAGUGCACUCAAAACAAUAGCCUGAAAUCGAGGCGGGCAAUAUGAUCUAUUGUUAAUUGGGCAGUUUUCAUUGCAAGAGAAUAAUUUCGGAUGAUGUCUGUUGAGAUUGGAAAGCCACCGCGAAUUAUUAGGUGCGUUAAUAUAAUCUCACUGCAAUCGCUACGGUUAUAAGUCAAAUCAGUGUGUCAAGUUCUGUGAUAAAAUUCCAAUUAUGUCUUGCUUGGUGUGUAUUUUAUUGCCGGGGAAAAUGUUCUUUUGUAAUUUUAGGAUAGAUUUUAUAUUUUUGGAUUUAUUGAAGCAAACUAUUCCUGUUGAUGUUUAAGCUUUCUAGUUUCCAUUUGGUCGUUGCCUCUCGCUAUCCAACGAUUUGUCUUGCCUCUUGUGUGGUGUAUGAAAACCACUCUUCACUGAUCGUAAAGACUGUGAUUACACUGUUUUACAUGGUAGCGACAAGCGACUGCCAAAUGGAAGCAGGCUCCAGCGGUAUAGGUGGCCAGCAAUGGAGUAUUCUGUACUUGGUUAGAAUGUAAAUAUUGUUAUUUAAAUGUCUCACACAAAUUAGAGUUUUUCUUCUUCCCGAUCACGUGCACGCCCGCUUCAACACGGCUAAUAGACCUUUCUUAUAAUGACGUCAAACGCGGAAAGUCUGAUGUUACACGAAAUUUAAUUGGCU
This is a messenger RNA of Dendronephthya gigantea, 3159 nucleotides long. Its product is annotated as RNA-binding motif, single-stranded-interacting protein 2-like. The transcript has 20 exons. NCBI's taxonomy places the organism in Eukaryota, Metazoa, Cnidaria, Anthozoa, Malacalcyonacea, Nephtheidae. The record is from RefSeq and is a predicted model, not a curated record. Gene Ontology annotation, molecular function: mRNA 3'-UTR binding; poly(A) binding; poly(U) RNA binding. Bases 378 to 2024 code for a protein of 548 amino acids. Gene Ontology annotation, cellular component: nucleus; cytosol; ribonucleoprotein complex.